This is a messenger RNA of Lutzomyia longipalpis, 2315 nucleotides long. RefSeq names its product protein ecdysoneless (gene ecd). NCBI's taxonomy places the organism in Eukaryota, Metazoa, Arthropoda, Insecta, Diptera, Psychodidae. The transcript has a single exon. The record is from RefSeq and is a predicted model, not a curated record. Gene Ontology annotation, cellular component: nucleus. Bases 126 to 2078 code for a protein of 650 amino acids.
GUCACGAAGUAAUGUACGUUGACAACAACAACAAAUCAAUUUAUUAUUGGAAUUAAUUUUAUUCAAGCAAGAGUUUGGCCGUGUGUGGAAAAAGCCCAAUAAUUUCGGGAGUUGAGAAAUGCAAAAUGGUGUCCAAUGGUGUGUUGGAAUUUGUGCGUGAAGACGACUACAUUGAGUACUUUCUGUUCCCACGACUUGUGGCUGAGGAGAGUAGGCGCAACGAGGAGCUGAAUGAGAUCCUUGUGCAGGUUGAGGGAAUCACCGAGACCUUCUGCAAAAAUUACAUUUGGCACAGAGACGCAUUUCGCGUGCGAGCUCGCCCCGGAAAUGCCCACUUGCUUGAAGGCCAGACGCCGGGUGAGAAGUCAAUGACACGCGAGAACAAAGAGCACCUUCCUGCACACUUGUACGGUAUUACACACUAUGGGGAUAACAUUGAGGAUGAAUGGUUCAUCGUGGCGCUCCUGUAUGAGCUCACGAAGCAAAUCCCAGGACUCAUUGUACGCACAGUGGAUGGAGAUGGGGAAUUCCUGUUGAUUGAAGUGGCAAACUACCUGCCAGAGUGGGCGAAUCCGGAAACAUGCCAUCAGUGUGUCUACAUUGCCAAUGGGGCUCUCCAUCUCCUUCAGAAUCCCCAUGAAGACACACCACUGCCCGUGCACGAAGCCCUCCAGGAGAUCCGAGACAAUCCUGCUGCCCAUCGUGUGGGCAAUGAGAUUGAGAAUUGCAUUUCUCGUCGUGCUGGUGGGUAUCCAGGAAAAAUUCACGAUAAUCUCCACUGUGCCACUGCCUUCGUGCCUGUCGGUGUGGCUGCACUGCUAAAGCACAAACCUGCCCUCAUUGCCAGUGCCAUCCGGGAGUUUUGUAGCCGUGAUGCGGUAGACAUGAAAGUUUGUCGUGCCAUGAGAUUCUUCCCACCAGAGAAUCGCGUCAAUACCCGAAUCACCUUCACCAAGUGUCUCUAUGCCAUGCUUGUGCACUCCAACUACAAUCCUGAUCGUCGUACCGGAUGGAAUCUCCCAAGUACAUCGAGUAAGAACUACCUAGCACAGAGUUUGGGUAUGAAGAUUGCCUGUGGCUUUGAGAUUCUGGCCUCACAGGCAAAACCCAAUGAGGAUUGGACGACAAAUCGUCACUGGUUGAAGUACCUCGACACCUUGAAGGGUAAAGGGUACUUCCAGGACUUCCUUGAAGGUUCCAAGGACUACAUGCGCCUCCUGGAGGCCGCUAAAGACUACUACCGCAUAAAUCUCAGUGAGAUUCGUGAGAAUUCCCUAACGGGGCAGCAACUUCUCGAUGACCUCAAAUCCAUUGAUUGCAACAUUGAGGAAUUUCGCAAAUUGGAAGCAACUCUGCCACCGAGUGAUGAUGAUUCCUGGCUCGCUGUCUCCCCGGAGGAUCUCGAUAAAAUGCUCCAUGAACGCUAUGGUGGAGACAAUGGGGAGGAGCCUGUCAAUGGAGACAGUGAGAUGACUGAAAAACUAGCCGAGUUCCUAGCACAAAAAUCCCCAUUUGAUGGGGUGGAAGUACCCACAUCGGAGAACCCACCAGUCCGUCCACAGCGUGGUGUGAAGAAGGUCAAAGGGAAGGUUCACUUUGCAGCUGAAGAAACGGAUUCCCCCGCUGGGAAUAAUGUUGAUUUCGAUCCAGAUGCCUUCCAAUCACACGUUAAGAAUCUCCUGGAUCUUGUGAUUCCUGAAGAUAAAUGGGACUCCAAUUCGGACAUGAGUGACUACGGGGAGGAUACGGAAAUUGCCAAGAAUAUCGAUGAGAUGCAUCUCAUCAAGACAAACACCAAUUUGGGCAUCUACAUGAAUCAGAUGGACAAGGAAUUGGCCAAGACAACAAUUGGGGAGAGUUUUGAGAAGAAACCUAAAGCCCCAUCUGCUACGGAGGAUACAUUUGAUGACAUUGAGGACUUCCAACCCGUGGACAUUGACCUCAACACCCUUAAGAAUAUGAUGGAGAGCUACCAGGCACAGCUUGGUGGUCCAGGCCCAGCAUCGAAUCUCUUUGGAUCCAUGGGGGUACGUCUACGUCCUCCUGGAGGUGAUCCAGACAACAAAGCCGAAGACUAAUCCCUGAGGCAUCUUCCACACAUCCUCUGUCUUCUAUCUGUGAACUUCUGUGAGCUUUACAAAUGACAUUCUCGCCGAAAAUGCACGCGUUUUUAUUGUUAAAGACAGCACUAUCCUGCUAAAAGGAGAGACUAAAAGUCCUCAACCAGCAGGAGGUGCCUGAUGAUUGCUUAGAAAAUGGGAUUUAACAUCCCUGCAACAGGAAGAUUGAUAAAUAAAUGAGGAAAAGCGAGCUUA